CUAUCACUUAUUUUAACAUUUCAAAAUAUGGAGUUGUUUUCUAGAAUCAAAGAGAUUAGCGUUUCUACCCAUUUAUGAAAAAUUGAAAUUUGAUGGUCCUCCCGUUCCGGAAGAGUAAUUUGAACUGAAAAUCUGGAGCUCAUUCCUAGCGGAAUUGAAUGUUCUUUCUCCUCAGCAUAUAUCAUUAUAUCUCCACCUCUGCGUCUACAACUCGACCAUUCCCCCCUUAGAGCCCUUCUCUUUGCCGGUCUGUGGAUCUUGUGUGUAUAAUUCAAAGUAGUAUCUCUUACACUUACGAGUGAUGACCCUGCUAAGCAGAUUUUUUUAUAGAAAGCCCCCAGAUGGCUUGAUUGAACUUGAUGACAGAGUAUAUGUCUUAGAUUCUUGCUUUUCCACUGAAGCAGUGCCUGAGGAAACUUAUCAGCUCUAUUUGCACAGUGUCAUUACUGAUCUACACGAAGAGUUCCUUGAAUCAUCUUUUCUUGCAUUUAAUUUCAGAGAAGGUGGGGAAAAAAGUCAGUUUGCUGAUAUUUUGUGCAAAUAUGAUGUCACCGUUAUGGAUUACCCAAAGCAGUACGAAGGUUGCCCUGUGUUGCCAUUGUCUUUGCUUAAUAACUUUCUCCGUGUCUGCGAGAGUUGGCUUUCUCUUUUGAAUCACCAGAAUGUCAUUUUAUUUCAUUGUGAUAGAGGAGGUUGGCCUGUUUUGGCAUUUGUUUUGGCUAGUUUCAUGAUUUUCAAGAAGUUGCAUAGUGGAGAGAGGAAAACUCUUGAAAUGGUUUACCGAGAGGCCCCUAAAGGGUUAUUGCAGCUGUUGUCCCCACUGAACCCAUUUCCAUCUCAGCUUCGCUACUUGCAAUAUCUUUCCAGAAGAAAUAUCUCCCCAGAGUGGCCCCCUCCUGAGCGGGCUCUUUCUUUGGACUGUAUCAUUCUCAGAGCCAUUCCUAAAUUUGAUAGGCAGAAAGGGUGUAGGCCUAUGAUUCGUAUUUUUGGUAGAAAUCUUCUGAGUAAGGAUGGGCUCUCAACUCAGAUGCUAUACUCUAUGUCCAAGAAAGGAAAAGGUCUUAAACAUUACCGGCAGAAGGACAGUGAUGUGAUUAAGAUUGAUAUUCAGUGUUUAGUGCAAGGAGAUGUUGUUUUGGAGUGUGUCCAUUUAGAAACAGAACCAGAAAGAGAAGUGAUGAUGUUCCGUGUGAUGUUCAAUACAGCUUUUAUUCGAUCCAAUAUUUUGAUGUUAAGCAUUGAUAACUUGGAUAUUCUUUGGGAUUCAAAGGGGCGCUACCCGAAAGGUUUUCGAGCUGAGGUUUUGUUUGGAGAUGUGGAGAACAUCCCUCCUCCAAGAGCACCAACUGCAGUUUUCAAUGGGGAGGAGAAAGGAGGACUUCCUAUUGAAACUUUUUCAAUGGUCCAAGAACUUUUUGGUGGAAGUGAAUGGGCUGAUUCUGGCGAUGAUGCUGCUUUAUGGUUUCUUAAACAGCUCUCAAUGUUGAAUGACUUGAAAGAUUUAUCUGUGCUGCAAAACAGGAUGAGUGAGUAUUCAUCAUCACCUCUGGAUUCGGAGGAAGAAACCAACGCUCCCAGUAUUGCUGAUAGCUUGGAUUUUCUUGAUGCUGAGAAGGCUAGUAAUAAUCUUGCUAAUACAAAUUCACAGGAUGUGAAUUUCUUUGAUGAUCAUCUGUCUGAAGAUUUUGCUUCUGAUACAACCUCUAUUGCGAAACCUUCUGCUGAAAUCCCUUGCUCUGUUCUGGGAAACAGAAGGCAAUUUGAGUUGAGUGUGGGUCCCGAUCAUUCAAAAACAGGACAAGAUCAUGAUAGACAAGCUUGUUCUUUGUCCUUUAGUUCAUCACCACCAGUACCUCUUUCUACCGUUACUAAUAUAAUAAAACAUCCACGGCUUCCAUCUUCUUUCUUUUCAAACACUGUAGAUAGCAAGGGUAUUUUAUCAGCUGUACCACCACCACCUCUCACAUCCCCUGAUUUAUCUUCUAAUUGUCACCCUCCAGCUCCCCCUCCGCGAACUUCUAAGAUUCCUGGUGCACCACCUCCUCCAAAGCUUCCUGGUGCACCACCUCCUCCUCCUCCAAAGCUCUCUGGAGCACCACCACCUCCCCCAAAGCUCCCUGGUGCACCUCCGCCACCACCUGGUGGGAAGGGAUCUAGUGCCCCACCUCCCCCACCUCCAACCACUGGAAAGGGAAGAGGCACUUUAGGCUCUAGUACUCAUGGAAAAAGUCGAAUUGCAAGUGGCUCUACUAUACCUCCCAAAAAAGCUUCAUUGAAGCCUUUACAUUGGGUUAAAGUUACAAGAGCCAUGCAAGGUAGCUUAUGGGCUGAUACACAAAAGCAAGAAAGCCAAACAAGGGCACCUGAAAUUGAUAUAACAGAGCUGGAAAAUCUGUUUUCAGUUGCUUCUGCAUCAGAUGGCAUCAAUAAAGCUGGAGGCCGGCGUGGUUCGAAAAUAAACAAACCUGAGAAAGUACAAUUGGUUGAGCACCGAAGAGCCUACAAUUGUGAAAUUAUGCUUACAAAAGUUAAAAUUCCCCUGCCUGAUAUGAUUAAUGCUAUUUUGGCUUUGGAUUCUUCGGCACUGGAUAUUGAUCAGGUUGAGAAUCUGAUCAAAUUUUGUCCUACAAAAGAAGAAAUGGAGACCCUGAGGAACUACACUGGGAAUAGGGAAAUGCUUGGCAAGUGUGAACAGUUUUUCUCGGAGUUGAUGAAGGUUCCACGAGUUGAAUCAAAGUUGAGAGUUUUUGCAUUUACUAUUACUUUUUCAAAUCAGGUUAAAGACUUGAGAUUGAACUUGAAUACUAUCAAUGAUGCUACUAGAGAGGUAAAAGAAUCUGGGAAAUUGCGAGAAAUAAUGCAGACCAUUCUAACCCUGGGAAAUGCACUGAAUCAGGGCACUGCACGAGGAUCUGCUGUCGGGUUUAAAUUGGAUAGUCUUCUUAAACUUUCUGAUACUCGUGCUAGAAACAACAAAAUGACUUUAAUGCAUUAUCUUUGCAAGCUGCUUGCAGACAAAAUGCCUGACCUGCUUGAUUACGGAAAGGAUCUUGUUCAUUUGGAAGCAGCCGCUAAGAUCCAACUAAAGUCUUUGGCUGAAGAAAUGCAAGCAGUAAGUAAAGGUCUUGAGAAAGUUGAUCAAGAACUCACUGCCUCAGAGAAUGAUGGUGCCAUAUCUCAUGGCUUUCAAAAGGUCUUGAAGAGUUUCCUUGAUACCGCUGAAGCUGAUGUUAGGUCUCUAAUCACCCUGUAUACUGAAGUGGGGAGAAAUGCAGACUCUCUAUCACUGUAUUUUGGCGAGGAUCCUGCUCGAUGCCCCUUUGAGCAAGUGACACAAACAUUGGUGAUCUUCACCAAGAUGUUCAACAAAUCACGCGAUGAAAAUGCACAAAUGGCGGAUGCCGAGAGGAAAAAGUUGGAGAAGGAAGCAUUGAAGGAACAGGCUGCUGCUGCUGCUGCCACUAAGAAAGAAGGGGAUGGUGACCGAGAUUCGCUUCGUCAGAUUAAUAGUAGUUGGGUUCAAAGAUCUUCUGCUUCCUAAUCUAAUUCAUCUUUGUUCAUCUGUUCUCUCAUAAAUGUGCAGAAAUGUAUAUAUAUUUGAACAAUUUUCAUAGCACCCCUUCAGGUUUUGGCAAAUGUUAUUACAUCUAACCCACAAUCUAGUGAGGCUAAUGUAAUUUGAAAGUGGAAAUGCUAAUCUUAAAAUAGUUUACAUAUUUUUAUUUAACUCUAUGGAAUCUCAAUGUAAAAUUACUCGGUAUAUGGUAGAGAUAGAUAUAUCUUUCUUUUGUUACAUUAUGUCAAAUUUGUAAUUAAAAAAAUAUUUUAGAAUGAAUAUUGCAUUGUAUC
Messenger RNA from Cuscuta campestris, 3849 nucleotides. The record is from the annotation of a GenBank genome assembly. NCBI's taxonomy places the organism in Eukaryota, Viridiplantae, Streptophyta, Magnoliopsida, Solanales, Convolvulaceae.